This is a messenger RNA of Rhodamnia argentea, 953 nucleotides long. RefSeq names its product putative 4-hydroxy-4-methyl-2-oxoglutarate aldolase 3. The record is from RefSeq and is a predicted model, not a curated record. Lineage: Eukaryota; Viridiplantae; Streptophyta; Magnoliopsida; Myrtales; Myrtaceae. Gene Ontology annotation, biological process: regulation of RNA metabolic process. The coding region runs from base 123 to 752 and encodes 209 amino acids. The transcript has 2 exons. Gene Ontology annotation, molecular function: ribonuclease inhibitor activity.
GGAUUUCGUUACGCAACAUGUCAGUGGCGGCACAGACACCAACGAGCUUAUGGUCGUCGUCACCUUCUUCUUCUUCUUCUCGCCGUCAAUUUUGAUAAUAUCAAACCCUUCGCCAAAGAUUUAUGCGCAUUUCAUAUAAAACCUCUGAAUUUCAAACAGCACUGUCCCAAUCCGAACAGGCUUCAUCAAUUCGCUUCUGGGUUCAAUUCACCGGUCUCCGUUCGAUUCUCUCAGCUCAGCGGGAUAAUACAAUGGCUUCUCUGGCAACCGCCGAAGUCUGUGACUCAAACGCGUCUGUCUUAGCAAGCGGCGACCUGCGCGUGCUGCAUCCAGUAUUCCAGAUAUACGGCCAGAACAGAACGUUCUCGGGUCCCAUUGUCACUCUCAAGGUGUUUGAGGACAACGUCCUGGUUCGGGAGCUGCUCGAAACCAGAGGCGAAGGGAGAGUGUUGGUCAUCGAUGGCGGAGGAAGCUUGAGAUGUGCACUGGUGGGUGGGAACAUGGGACAGUUGGCUCAGAACAUGGGAUGGGCUGGAAUUGUUGUGAAUGGCUGCAUUAGAGAUGUGGACGAGAUCAACGAGUGUUCGAUUGGUGUCAGGGCCUUGGCCUCGCAUCCCCUGAAAUCGAGCAAGAAAGGGGUCGGGGAAAAGCAUGUCCCUCUCCACAUCGCCGGCACGCUGAUCCGCGACGGCGAAUGGUUGUAUGCAGAUAGCGACGGGAUUCUCAUCUCCAAAAAUGAACUGUCUGUCUGAAGCUUGAAGAGAGCUUUUCCUAGGGAGCAUGAUUCAACGUGAAAUUGAACUUUGCCAAUUUGUUUUGUUCUCUCAUUGAUUUACGCAUUUGGUAGUGGCCUAAGCCAGAGGGCAAGAACUUCAAGUUUGUUGUUACGUGCUGUCUGUAGUAAAACACUCUCAAUGAGAGCUGGAAUAAACCAAAAAUGAAGUUUCUCAACA